CACGAAGUCCCCUUUUUGUCCCUAUCUGCGUAAUAUGGGUGUGUUUUUUGUGAAACCGAGGAGAAGAUAAAGGAACGCACAGAAGGCUUUUUGUCGCACACACUCCUGAUUGAUCAACUGACUUCUCCGCAAACACAGUAUUAGAAACAGACGCCAAGAUGUGCUGCGCAGGAUUCCUCAAACUGAUGAUGUUCAUCUUCAACGGCACCAUUUGCUUAGCAGGUGCUGCCAUCCUGGGCGUGGGCAUUUGGGUGAAGGUGGACAGCAAUUCCCUGAUGGGAAUACUGGAUAGCGUGGAGGACAUUCCCCCAGAGAUAUCCGAGGUCGCAAACGUCGCCUACCUGCUCAUCGCGGUGGGGUCCGUGUUGCUGGUCAUCGGCUUCCUGGGCUGUUGCGGCGCCGUGAAGGAAAGCAGGUGCAUGCUUCUGACGUUCUUCAGUAUCGUGCUGAUAAUAUUCCUCAUCGAGGUCGCCGGCGCUGUGGUGCUGCUGGUUUUUAGCGACGUGGCCGAGAAGCUCUUCGACAGCCUCGAGACCGAAGUCAAGAAAAGCCUCGGCGAGAAGUAUGGAAAAGACGAGAGCCUGACCUCGCUCUGGGACAGCACCAUGAUGGGGUUUCAGUGCUGCGGGUACAAGAACUACACCGACUUCAACGGCUCGCCCUUCUACAUGCAAAACAACGGUUCCUAUCCGUCCCAGUGUUGCAACGGGACGGAGGCGAGCGACACCUGUAGCGCAGAGGCGGCAGGCGAGGCCGCGGAACUGAAGUUGGUUGGCGGCUGCUUUGACAAGCUGAUGCAGCUGAUUGAGGAAAACAUCGUGAUAAUUGCCGCUGUGGCGCUCGGGAUUGCCGCUCUUGAGAUUGCUGCCAUGGUGGUCUCAAUGGUUCUCUACAAGCAGAUUGGUAACAAAGCGUGAUAGUCGCUCUGUUGUUUUUCUUGUAAUUUAAUAAGAUCACAGAUACAUUUCCUUGAGGAUAAGUUGUUUUGCACCCAGUUUCACUAAGAACAGUCAGGGAUUAAAGGGGAACAUUAUCACAAUUUCUGAAUGGUUAAAACCAAUAAAAAUGAGUUCCCAGUGGCUUAUUUUAUUUUUCGAAGUUUUUCUCAAAAUUUUACCCAUCACGCAAUAUCCCGAAAAACGGCUUCAAAGUGCCUGAUUUACACCAUCGCAAUAUCCACCCGUCCAUUAUCCUGUGACGUCACAGCGUGCAGCCACCAGAAAAAAACAUGGCAGAUAGUACAGAAAGGUAUAGCAUAGUAGCUCCAACAGAUUACGCAUGUAUUGAAACGGAUGGUUGGAGUGUGGAGGCAGGUACCGAAAACGAAAUUAAAGAACAGAAGCUUUUGAGCCAUAUCACGACAGACAGCGGCACGGGAGGAAGCGCGGACAAAUUCGGCGAUCGCCUUCUAACCAACGAUUGGUGUGUGUUUGUUUGGCAUUAAAUGUGGGUGGAGGGAAAGGCUGGAUGCAAACAUAGCUACAAAUGAGGCAUAAUGGUACAAUAUGUACAUACAGCUAGCUUAAAUAGCAUGUUAGCAUCGAUUAGCUUUCAGUCAUGCCGUAACCAAAUAUGUCUGAUUAUCACACUCCACAUAAGUCAACAACAUCAACAAAACUAACCUUUGUGAUUUGGUUGACCUUAUUGUUGGAAAUGCAUCUGCUUUGAGUGUCGCAAGAUAUCCACACAUUCUUGCCAUCUCUGUCGUAGCAUAGCUGUCGUCGGUACAGUGUGCGGAACAAAUGAGGGACUUUUGCAUCUUUUGACCACUGUUGCAACUUGAAUCCGUCUCUGUUCGUGUUGUUACACCCUCCAACAACACACCGACGAGGCAUAAUGUCUCCAAGGUACCGGAAAACAGUCGAAAAAACGGAAAAUAACAUAGCAGAUUCGACUUGGUGUGUGUAAUGUGUUUGAGAAAAUGGCGGGUCGCUUCACGAUGUGACGUCACGGGUGAAAGGUCAUCGCCCGACAGGCUAUCAAAUGAAAGGCUUUUAAAUCGCCAAAUUCACCCUUUUAGAGUUUGGAAAUCGGUUAAAAAAAAUAUGGUCUUUUUUCUGCAACAUCAAGGUAUAUAUUGACGCUUACAUAGGUCUGGUGAUAAUGUUCCCCUUUAAAAAAAAAAAGUGUGUUUAUAUUUCAAUGGAUGCCUUGACUUUAAAUCGUUAAGCUUGUAAUAUAGACAAUGUGCGGGUAUUAAUAACUGUAUGAUAUCACUUGCAGACUGAUGACGUCAUUCUAUUUUUUAUAUUUGAUCAAAGCAAAGAAAUAAAAGGGAGUGUUGGUAUUUGUUCAAGUUA
Nerophis ophidion (straightnose pipefish) is the source of this 2300-nucleotide messenger RNA. RefSeq names its product tetraspanin 34a (gene tspan34a). The coding region runs from base 159 to 917 and encodes 252 amino acids. The record is from RefSeq and is a predicted model, not a curated record. Lineage: Eukaryota; Metazoa; Chordata; Actinopteri; Syngnathiformes; Syngnathidae. Gene Ontology annotation, cellular component: membrane. The transcript is spliced from 8 exons.